Messenger RNA from Styela clava, 1855 nucleotides. NCBI's taxonomy places the organism in Eukaryota, Metazoa, Chordata, Ascidiacea, Stolidobranchia, Styelidae. The record is from RefSeq and is a predicted model, not a curated record.
UCAAAAUAAAACUAUAAUUCACAGUAAAUUGUUUAGGUAAAAUCUUGUAAUCAUAAUGUUUCUCGUUACUACCACACUAGCGCUCGUUUUCAUAACGGGUUUGGUCAUAUAUUGGUAUAGGAGAGAUAGUCGAUUGCCUGCCGGACCCAGAGGAAUACCAAUAUUUGGAAUAAACCUAUUCUUGGGUUCUGAUCCAACUAAAAAGUUCAUGGAAUGGAGCAGGAAAUACGGCACUGCAUACACGGCUCGAUUUGGCAACACAGAUAUGGUAGUUCUCACCGAUUAUGACGUCAUUCAUGAUGUUCAUAUACGCCAAGCAUCUAAAAUGGGAGCUCGACCUGAACUGACUGUACAUGACGCAUGCAACCAAGGAAUUGGACUUAUCUUUGCAUCUCCAAAAAUUUCGGAUAUCCACAGACCUUUUACAAGACAAGCUAUGAGAAGGUUGGGACUCGGCAAAAAUACAAUGGAGACAAGGAUACAGCAAGAAGCGUCGUAUUUGGUUGAAGCUAUCCGAGAAAAAUCCGGAAAACCGUUCGAUACGAGUCGAUUAUUCUUGUACACUGCAUUCAAUAUUUCAUGUUUGAAUACAUUGGGUGAACGAUAUCCAUACGAUGAUAAAAUAUUGCAACAAGUAGGAUCGGAACUAGUAGACGAAGUACGACACUAUGGAAAAUAUAUAUUUCUCAUUGGAUCUUCCAAGUAUUUGCCUCAUUUCGCUCCAUUCAAAACUUCAAUGCAAAACUAUAUAAACGAUUUCAAUCAUCUUGCUGAAUAUUUUGAAAAAAAGAUCAACGAACACGAAAGCAGUUACGACGAAAACGAAAUGCGAGACUAUAUUGACAUUUUCCUACAAGAGAUGAAGAAGGAUGAACAUGAUCCAUCAUUUAAUAAACGUCAAUUACUGGUUGCUUUGCAUAAUAUGUUGGACGCAGGAUCACAAACUUUGUCAUGUACUCUCACAUGGUGCAUGAUUGCCUUGAUUAAGUAUCCAAAAUAUUACAAGAUUCUUAGAGAUGAAGUCGAUGCCGUUGUUGGAAGUGGAAGAAAAGUUUCGCUAUCGGAUCGUAAAAAUAUGCCACAAACCCUAGCAUUUUAUCACGAGUUGAUGCGUCGAUGCACACUUGUAAAAUCUUUCUUCGGGAGAACUAUUGUGGAUGGUGUUGAUGUCAAUGGAUACAAAUUACCAAAGAAUACUACGAUUCAAUCAGUCACUUGGUCAAUUCAUAACGACCCGAAGUGUUUCCCCGACCCAGACAAAUUUCAACCGGAAAGAUUUUUAAAUCUUAAAGAUGGAACGUUCCAGAAGUCAAAAUAUUGGAUGCCAUUUGCCAUUGGAAAGCGUAAUUGCAUUGGCGAUCAACUGGCACAAAUGGAGCUUUUCAUUCUGCUAGUUUCGUUGAUACAAAAUUUUGACAUUUCUGUUCAUGACGGUACAAAAAUUCCUUCCCUUGACGAUGGAGUAGAUGGAAUUGUUUUUACUCCCCCAGCACUGGACUUAGUAUUUACCAGUAGAGAAUAAAUCAAGGCAAGGAUAUGUCAUUGAAGGGUCUUGACGAUUAUUUAGGCUAAAUUAAAGACGGGAGAAACCUGUAUAUCUUUCAAAAUAAACUCGUAUAUAUAUCGUGAUUUUGUCUAGGCCUGUUUCGAUGAAUAUUAAAAACACGAUCUUGAUAUGUAUUGGAAUAGUGACGAUGACAUCAUACUGACAAAUUGGCCGACCUAACUGUAAAUAGUAUUUAAUAACGAGAUAAGUCGCUCAGGUUACGUUAACGCGCAUCUGAGAGGGCGUCUACCCGCAAAUACCGAUUGUUCAAGACUUUGAAGUCAAUACAAUCACACCAAUUCCACACUA